Messenger RNA from Trichobilharzia regenti, 849 nucleotides. Lineage: Eukaryota; Metazoa; Platyhelminthes; Trematoda; Strigeidida; Schistosomatidae. The record is from the annotation of a GenBank genome assembly.
AUGCCAGACAUCUCAGAAUAUCGACUAGGAAGUGCCUGCAGGGUGAGCAGUCUCACUCAGCUAAAAGAUGAAACAGAUACGUCACCGUCGAACCAGGAUAUAUUACAUAAAAAAUCUAAUAGUGCUAAAGAAUCCACUAAUAUUGUACUUCACGAUAAUGGUGCAAAUUCACCAUCAGCUGUAGAUUACAUUAGUCACGCAAAUUCAAGUUCGGAAAAUGCAGCUUGCUGUUGUCGUGAAAGCAUAAAUGAUUCCCUUGUCUUGAAUGAUUCUUCUUCAUGUCUACGACGUUUGUUUACAUCAAGUUUAUUUAAUAUGGAUAUGGCUAUUCAAUAUCUUUUUCGAUCAGAAGAUAUAAGUGUACAGACGUAUUUAGCGGAUCGAUUGUUUGGUUUCCCAGAAUCCGACGUAGACUUCUAUUUGUUACAACUUGUUUCCUUGUAUGACAAAUCGCCUACAUUAGCUGAACAUUUAACUAAUUAUUUUAUUUAUCGUUGUAAAAAAUCAGUUUCAUUUGCAAUUAAUCUUGUCUGGUUAUUGGAUGCCUUCAAUUCUCAUUCAGCUGUUUCGCAUAGACUUGGUUCAUCGCUGAUACUUAAUCGGCCCUCUUCUGUACCAUCAUUUGUAAACUCUACAAAUCCACUGUAUUUAACUAAUUCAAGUGAAAACUAUCCAACUACCAGUGUUACUAAUCAUACUAAUGAUCUUGUUAAUAAUGGUAGUAAUAAUAAUACUAAUAUUAAUAAUAAGUCGAGUAAACUCAAAACAACAUCAUCAGCUGUCACAUCUUUACAAGAAUUGGAUCAUAGUGUUGUUGAUGGUGACGCUGAUAAGGAUAAUGAACAAUGA